AUGGCUGAAGAAGGUCAAGUUAUUGCCUGCCACACCGUUGAGGCCUGGAACGAGCAGCUCGAGAAGGGAAAGGAAAGCAAGACCCUGAUUGUGGUUGAUUUUACUGCUACCUGGUGUGGGCCUUGUCGUUUCAUCACUCCAAUUCUGCAAGAUUUGGCUAAGAAGAUGCCUCAUGUCACGUUCUUGAAGGUGGACGUGGAUGAAUUGAGGACUGUUGCUGAAGAUUGGGCUGUUGAGGCAAUGCCUACUUUUAUGUUCUUGAAAGAAGGGAAAAUCGUGGACAAGGUUGUUGGUGCCAAGAAAGAGGAACUGCAGAUGACAAUUGUAAAGCAUGCCACAGAGGUUGCAGCAGCUUAAUGGAUGAAGAACACUAGGACUUCCAUGUCCAC
Messenger RNA from Jatropha curcas, 389 nucleotides. Its product is annotated as thioredoxin H1-like. Lineage: Eukaryota; Viridiplantae; Streptophyta; Magnoliopsida; Malpighiales; Euphorbiaceae. The record is from RefSeq and is marked provisional.